Mangifera indica (mango) is the source of this 1663-nucleotide messenger RNA. Its product is annotated as 3',5'-nucleoside bisphosphate phosphatase. The record is from RefSeq and is a predicted model, not a curated record. The coding region runs from base 137 to 1528 and encodes 463 amino acids. Gene Ontology annotation, molecular function: 5'-3' DNA exonuclease activity; 5'-3' RNA exonuclease activity. Lineage: Eukaryota; Viridiplantae; Streptophyta; Magnoliopsida; Sapindales; Anacardiaceae. The transcript has 5 exons.
CUGACAAAAUGGCUUAGCGUUUAGAAACAAAGACCGCUCUUUCUUCUGUUCUGUGUACUAUUAAGAUAACCUAUAUAACCUAUUCUUCCCUAUUACUCUUUAACCUCUCUAUUCCCAAACCCUGAAAGCCAAGCCUAUGGCCAUGGUUGGUGAUGCUUUUCUUCUUCACCCAAACCCCGCCUCCACCAUCACCUCCAGUUCCAAUUCUUCAAACUCCAAGAAACCCAAAGACAAAAAGAAGAAGAAGAAGCGUGGCGGAACCAAGAAGAAGAUGACUGCUGAGCAGACUCUUGCUUUUAAAUCUAUUACUGAAUGGGUAUAUUUGGACCAAUACCUCAACACUAAUAAUUCUUCUGCUUCUUCUUUUGUUGUCGAUGAUUUUGGAGUUCCAAGAAGUCUUGGAAGAGGAGGGGAGAAAGUGGUGUUUGAAUUGCAUUCGCAUUCCAAGUUUAGUGAUGGGUUCUUGUCGCCUUCUAAGCUUGUUGAGAGAGCUCAUGGCAAUGGGGUGAAAGUUCUAGCUCUGACAGAUCAUGACACACUGGCUGGUAUACCUGAGGCCAUUGAAGCAGCUCGCCGUUUUGGCAUUAAGAUAAUCCCAGGCGUUGAAAUCAGCACAAUAUUCUCUUCAAGCAGCACCGAGUCGGAAGAGCCUGUUCACAUCCUUGCUUAUUACAGCAGCUGUGGGCCAGCAAGGUAUGAAGAAUUGGAAAGAUUCCUUGCUACCAUAAGGGAUGGUCGUUAUUCACGUGCAAAGGACAUGGUCUUGAAACUAAAUAAACUGAAGUUGCCGCUUAAGUGGGAGCAUGUGGCCAAAAUUGCUGGCAAAGGAGUUGCUCCAGGAAGGCUGCAUGUCGCUCGAGCUAUGGUUGAAGCAGGUUAUGUAGAAAAUCUGAAACAGGCUUUUGCUAGAUAUCUGUAUGAUGGCGGACCAGCAUAUUCCACAGGCAGUGAACCUCUUGCAGAGGAAGCAGUGCAACUGAUAGUUAAAACAGGCGGGUUGGCAGUGCUGGCUCAUCCAUGGGCAUUGAAGAAUCCUGUAGCUAUCACUAGAAGGUUGAAAGAUGCUGGCCUUCAUGGGAUGGAGGUUUACAGAAGCGAUGGAAGACUAGCAGCUUACAGUGAUUUAGCAGAUGCUCAUGGUCUUUUGAAGCUCGGGGGUUCAGAUUAUCAUGGAAGAGGUGGGCAUGGUGAGUCGGAACUGGGAAGUGUGAACCUUCCAGUGUUGAUCUUGAAUGACUUUCUUAAGAUUGCUCGGCCAAUCUGGUGUGCUGCCAUUAAAGACAUUCUGAAACGUUAUGCAGAUGAACCAUCUGAGUCAAAUCUGUCCAGCAUCAUGAGAUUCGUUAGGGCAAGGAUUUUCAAAGGAAGUCAUCCUUUGAGCUGUGGCAAAGACUUGAUUGACCAGUGCCUAUCAUUGUGGCUAACCAAAGAAGAGAGGCAGAAUACUGAAUUUGAGGCUAUGAAAUUGAAACUUUCCCAUGUUUCAAUCAAUCAAGGUGGUAUAAAUGUUCCUAUAGAGACUAAAUAAUAAUUCUCUAUUGAAAUUGACAUAAUUCUACCAAUUUUUUUUAAGGCAAGGAUGAUAUUGUUUUAUCAUUUGUAUUUCAUCAUUGGGGAACAUUAUUAUUAUUAUUAUUUCUAUAGAUUUCUCAUUCAGGCUUUA